Molecule: messenger RNA, 3147 nt
Organism: Anarrhichthys ocellatus (wolf-eel)
Lineage: Eukaryota; Metazoa; Chordata; Actinopteri; Perciformes; Anarhichadidae
Gene: mfn1b
Product: mitofusin 1b
Exons: 18
Coding region: 170-2440 (756 amino acids)
Biological process (GO): mitochondrion localization; mitochondrial fusion
Cellular component (GO): mitochondrial outer membrane
Molecular function (GO): GTPase activity; GTP binding
Source: RefSeq, a predicted model, not a curated record
UCCUUCUCCGACUAGUUUGUCAUUACCGCAUACUAACAGAAGGUUAGCCAGGCUGACAGCAAGUAAUCUUUCACCAAGGGAAAGGGAUUAUCUGUACUGUCGCUGUGUAUCCACACUGUUGUGUUAUGUCAAGAGGACACUGGCUGUGUUAAGACUGUGAUUGAACACCAUGGCUGCAGCUCCUCACCUUAGACGGUCAGAUUCAGCUCACGGGGAGUUCUCCCCUCUGAAGCGCUUUGUUGUGGCCAAGAAGAAGAUAAGCGAUGUGUUUGAACAACUGCUGAACUAUGUGAAAGAGACUUCAGAGUUUGUGGAAGAGACCUGUGGGAAUAAAGCUCUGGAGAACAUUGCGAGUCAAGAUCAAAAGGUGGAGAUUCAGGCAUAUGCUGACAAACUGGCCGUCAUUAAGGAGGUGCUGGCGCGCAGACACAUGAAAGUGGCCUUUUUUGGCAGGACCAGUAAUGGUAAAAGCACAGUGGUCAACGCCAUGCUGAGGGAUCGCGUGCUGCCCAGCGGGAUUGGCCACACCACCAACUGCUUUCUUAGUGUCGAGGGCACUGAUGAGGACAAGGCCUACCUCAAGACGGAGGGCUCUGAUGAGGAGAAGAGCAUCAAGACUGUAAACCAGCUGGCUCACGCGCUCCACAUGGACGAGAGUCUGGACGCCGGCUGUCUCGUCCGUGUGUUUUGGCCGAAGACCAAGUGCGCUCUGCUUCGAGACGACCUGGUGCUUGUGGACAGCCCAGGGACAGAUGUCACAUCAGAACUGGACAGCUGGAUUGAUAAAUUUUGCCUGGAUGCUGAUGUCUUUGUGCUGGUGGCCAACUCUGAAUCCACACUUAUGAACACGGAAAAGCACUUUUUCCACAAAGUGAACGAACGUCUGUCAAAGCCCAACAUCUUCAUCCUCAACAACCGCUGGGAUGCCUCAGCAAACGAACCAGAGUACAUGGAGGACGUGAGGAAGCAGCACACAGACCGUUGUGUGAACUUCCUGGUGGAGGAGCUGAAGGUUGUGGACCGCGAUCAGGCACCCAACCGCAUUUUCUUCGUCUCCGCCAAAGAGGUGCUCAACUCCCGCAUGCAACGUGCUCAGGGCAUGCCUGAAGGAGGUGGAGCCCUGGCUGAGGGCUUCCAGGAGAGACUUAAGGAGUUCCAAUGCUUUGAGAGGAGGUUUGAGGAGUGUAUCUCGCAGUCAGCAGUGAAAACAAAGUUUGAGCAGCACACUAUCAGGGCCAAGCUGAUCACAGAAAAGGUCAAGCGCAUCAUGGACGCCAUCAACAUUGAGGCGGCAGAGAAGAGAGUGGCGGCUCUGGAAGACAGAGAGUAUCAGAUGGACCGGCUGGAGUUUGUAAAGAAUCAGCUCAACUUGCUUAUUAAUGAAAUAAAGAAGAAGAUCAAGGCCAUCAGCGAGGACGUGGAGUCUAAGGUAUCCUACGCCAUGGGAGAGGAGAUCUGCCGUCUCCACGUGAUCGUUGAUGAGUUCCACUGUGACUUCCACCCCUCGUCACACGUCCUCAAGAUCUACAAGUCUGAGCUGCUGUAUCACGUGGAGGAGGGGAUGGGCAAGAACCUGGCCUUCCGCUGCUCCAAUGCCGUCAACGCUUCUGUCCAGUCCUCUCAGAAAUACAUGAUGGAGAGCAUGCUCCCUCUGCUUCCCUCUUCGGCCCAGAGCCAGGUCCACAUGCUGGUGCCUAGCAGGAAGUUUGACCUGAGUUACGACCUAAACUGCGCCACACUUUGCAAUGACUUCCAGGAAAACAUUGAGUUCCAGUUUUCGUUGGGCUGGACAGUGUUAGUCCACCGCUUCCUGGGAUCUGUCAACGCGCAGAGAGCACUGCGACUGGUGGACCAGAACUUCCAGGCCUCUCGACCAGCGCUGGCCCUCACGCCCUCCUCAGGACCCCCGUCCAUCACGGCGCCGCCCAACAACGAGACGGCUGUCAUGACCCACGAGGACUUGAUGGUAGCCGUUGCAACCAAUGUGGCAUCCCUCACCUCCCGCACUUCAAUGAGUGUCCUCAUCGUUGGAGGAGUGGUGUGGAGAACGGUGGGCUGGAGGCUGAUAGCUCUGUCGGGCUCACUGUACGGCUUGCUGUACCUGUACGAGAGACUCACCUGGACCACGAAGGCAAAGGAGCGCUCUCUGAAGCGCCAGUUUGUGGACUACGCAACAGAGAAGCUGCAGCUCAUAGUCAGCUUUACUAGUGCGAACUGCAGCCACCAGGUCCAACAGGAGAUGGCGGCGACCUUUGCGCGGCUCUGUCAGCAGGUGGACGAGACGCAGAGAGAGCUUGAGGCUGAAAUCCGCAAACUGACAGCCGCCAUAGAUCAGCUGGAGACCGUCCAGAGCCACUCCAAGACCCUGCGACAUAAAGCGACAGACCUGGAGAAACAGUUGGAGGUGUUCACAAACCAGUAUCUGCAGCCUCAGCAGUGAGCUGCUCUUCUUCAGCGCUCCACAGUUUGGUUCUUGUCGAGCCAAUCAUUCCUCAGCCUCACGGUGCCCCAGUCCUCAUCUCCUAAACUACACCACAGCUUCUGUGUGGACAGUAGCGCUGGACAGAUGAAUCGAUUCAAAGACAUCUAUAGAUGUUUUGAUAAUAUGAAAGGUUAGUCAUUUAUCAGACAAGGAUACCAAACGUCUGCAGCUUCUCGAGUGUGAAGAUUUGGUUCUUUUUUUUUGUGCCAUUUGUAAAUAGUCAACAUGUCUUUUUUUUUUUUUUUUUUUUUUGGGACAUUUUGUAGACAAUCAAGAAAAAGAAAUUGAUCAGUAAUUUCACUCUUAAUGGACCGAAGAGAGUGAAGCCCCCCCCCCCCCCUCCCUCCCUCCACUGCCAAUUAGGCGUUUCAGGUGCUCGAAAAACUGCAGUGAACCAACUGUCAAACAAAGCUGCCUGUAAAACAGAAACGUGGACUCAUUAUGCGCAGAGACGCUCCCUCCACAAGGUGGUAUUAGAAUCUCGGUCGGCGAGAAGGCUGCCGGUCGGGUGCCAUAUUUUGACACUAAUGUGCUUCAAACUGUGAAUAUGCCUUUUUUGACUAACUUUUGUGAAGCAAAUGAAGUUUGUCUGUAAGACUGUACAUGUAUCUUUUUGGGCACAUGAUCUGUUGUGUUAGCAACAAAAAAUAAAUAUAUUUAAUAAC